Molecule: messenger RNA, 5862 nt
Organism: Mercenaria mercenaria
Lineage: Eukaryota; Metazoa; Mollusca; Bivalvia; Venerida; Veneridae
Product: E3 ubiquitin-protein ligase RNF103-like
Exons: 5
Coding region: 242-2329 (695 amino acids)
Biological process (GO): protein ubiquitination
Cellular component (GO): endoplasmic reticulum
Molecular function (GO): ubiquitin-protein transferase activity
Source: RefSeq, a predicted model, not a curated record
AUUUCGCGAAAGCUUAAUCCGUCUAGAUGUCCAUUUAUUAUUUUACUUUCUGGCAGUUUAUUUAUGAGAUGUAAACUAUGUAGUGCUACAUGGAAUUACUUACAGUAAUAUUUUUCACUGACAUAAAUUCUGAGACGGUAAAAAUUAUUUGACAUUUGGCGGGAUGACACGUCAAGAAAAAUAAACAAAAAAAUAAAAUAAAUAAAAACACGCAGGGACUGCAAAAAGAGACUUACAGACCAUGGCAGUCUGGUUAAAGGUAACACUGCUGCUUAUCUAUUUGGCUGUACUGUUUAUUCUUGCUCGUCUCCUGGAGGCAGUAGCAUGGUAUGAGCAAGGACAGAUUUCUCGACGUCUUAUUGACCCAAUGGCUUUGUCGGUACUGAAAUUAAAAGCCCUUCUUGAACAGAGAGGAGUCAGUUAUGACAAUAUGGUUGAGAAGACAGAAUUGACAGAACUUGUGGAAGCUACAGGAGCAGUAACAGAUGAAGAAGUACAGUCUACCAGUGUGAAAGGGGAUGAAGAUAUGCAGAUAACAAACUAUACAAGUGAUAUUGACUUCUAUGAACAGGUUGAAGAUGCUAAGGACAGUAUGUGGCUGGUAGAGAUAAUGACAGACAAUGGCAGGCUCUUAUCUGACACAAGCUGGCACCUUGUUCGCAAUAAAGUCGCAAAAUUUGGAGUGAGGCUAGGAAGAUUUGACUGUCAACAACAUACAAGGCUGUGUACUAGGAAAGGCUGGUUUACAUCACGCUUAGUACUUGCACUUCCGGAGAAUUACCGUAGCAAAGCUAAUGUUGCCUUGUACACCUACCCAGGACCGGUGAGAACCAAUUCUCUAUUUGAUUGGAUAAAGACCAAAGUCAACGAGCAGAUAACUGUCAUUGAAGAUGCACAAACAUUGCAGAAAGAUUGGCUUACUUUCGAUUCGUCUUUGAACCCAGAUGUCAGGGUGGUAUUUGUUUCGACAUUAACAAGUGUCCCAUUAUUUUUAUCGGCUCUAAGUGUAAAAUUUCCUGGACGAGUUAAAAUAGGUAGCAUCAAAAUGAGUUCGGCAAAAGGAAAAUUAAUUGCUAGAAAACUUGAUAUAAAGGCUUCACCAUCGUAUGUUGUGAUAACGAGGGACAGGAAAUACAUUUAUGGCCAGAAAAGUGCAGAGGUUAUGACAUUUCGUUCUAUGGAGAUGUUUUUGAAAUCAGUAUAUCCAAGUAUAAAUGAUAUCUUUAUAGUAAGUUUCAUUUGUACAAAUAUCGCCAGCUUCUUUGAGCUUAGUUUAACUAGGGGAGGAUUUGUAAAACGACUGAUAAAAUUAGCCUUGUGUGUUUUCAAGUACAAUCUCAUUUUGUUUUUAGUUUGGAUAACUGUUUUGGCACUUCUGCAAAUUCCUUUCUUUUCAAGAGUUUCCCUGGCGAUGUUAAAAGGUUUACGAUAUUGCACAUUAACACCAAUUUUCUCGUAUGCACGUAAAGAUAUUUUGUACUAUUCAAGUCACAAAUUGGGACCUAUGGCUGUUCUGACGUCUAUGAGCUUAAUUGUUUUGUUUGUGAAGUUGAAAUAUUUUACAAGAUCAGAUGAUGUAGAAGAAGAAGAAGCUGAUUGGUGGAAUUUUUCGAACUUACGCACCUUGAACUAUCACAACGGCUGGGAAAUGAUGAGGUUACGCCCUUUCGAUCAGAUUUUUAAUCCAUCUUUUGGCGGACCGAGUAUUACUGAUGAUUUUGAAGCUUGCCAGACUGUUAAUUCUAAUGAUUACAUCAAGUUACUUCCUGUUUGGGUGUUUAGGGAUUUUGAUUGUAUCUGCGAGUGUAUGGCCAGUAAAGAUGAAUAUGUAAGGCAUGAGAUUGAACGUACAGAAAACUUUGAGCAGGAAAAAGAAGGAUCAUAUUUGCAGGAUAAUGAAAUGCGUUUCGAGGAUAAAAGAUAUAGAUGUAACUGUGGAAAAAAUAAGAGAAAUCCAGAAGCAAAUGACAAUCGGAGUUACUUCCCAUCACAGACGUCUAGUGCAGAUCUGGAAGGACCAAGUUUGGGUGGUACAUUUGACCUACCGUGGGAUGGUUUACCAAAGCUAAAAUCAAAGAUCAAAAAAGUUGAAAAUCUAAACAGGUGCCAGUCCAAACCACCAGGCUAUCUUGAAGGAACACAAUGUGUUAUUUGUCUAGAACAGUUCUCAAGUCACACACUGCUUCGAGGCUUACCAUGUCGUCAUGUGUUUCAUGAUAAAUGUAUUUUAACCUGGUUAUUGAGAGAGCAUCAUUUCUGUCCUGUCUGUAGGUGGCCGUCCUUCCAGUCAAAAGAUCAGGACUUUGUGAAUGAUUUACACAGUGAAUGAUGUAUAGAAUAAGUGCUAAGGACUAAAUUUAUACAAACAGCUUUAAAUUUCAGUUUUUCAUUUUCAUUUUUACUGUGAUCUGUUAAUGAUUUUUUCACAAUGAAAUGAGCCGUGCCAUGAGAAAACCAACAUAGUGGGUAUGCGACCAGUAUGGAUCCAGACCAGCCUGCACAUCCGCGCAGUCUGGUCAGGCUCCAUGCUGUUCGCUUUUAAAGCCUAUUGGAAUUGGAGAAACUAUUAGCGAACAGCAUGGAUCCUGACCAGACUGCGCGGAUGCGCAGGCUGGUCUGGAUCCAUGCUGGUCGCAUACCCACUAUGUUGGUUUUCCCAUGGCGUGGCUCAAAUAAUAAUGAAUUGAUAGUACUACAGCUACAUCUCCAAUAAAUCUUUGAUUCAUGUUGGGAAAUGUUGGUGAGUUGCAGAAAACAAGUGGGAUUGUUGGAAAAUGCAGAAAGACUGUUUAGGAGAAUGAACUGCAAUAGGCAAAUUUAAAAAUGUUUAUUUCAAUCAACCAAAGAAAAAAGUCCUGUUUCUUUAUGGACGAUUUUUCACUGAGUUAUUGCUCUUUGAUUAUUCAACAUUAGUAAUCACUAGAUCACCAUUAAAUUUUCUUGUCAGGAGUAUUCUUCAGCAUUGUUCAGAAAUGUAUAUACAUUUGUAGUGGAAACUUAAAAAGUCUUCUUGUCAGAGAAUACUGGCUGAAUUUCAAAAUGAUUUAAAGGUUUUUUCCCUUGCAAUUUUCAAGCAAGCUGUGAAUCUUGGGUAAACAAUCAAGGGCUUUUUGUUCAAAUAAUAGAGCUUUUGUUGUCAGCAGUGUUGCUAAAGUUUUUCAUGUUGAGCAGGUUUCUCAGAUACUACUACAUUGUCAUCGGCAAAAUAAUUUUGCAGGACAGGUUUCAUAACACUGCUUAGCAAGGUAACUUUUGACUUAUAGUUUACAAAAUUCUGCCCCUUUUUCAAUGUUUGGUAAAGCUUUUGUAUGUUAGCUAUUGUAGAAUAGUUAAGCAGACUGUCAUUUUUAGUUGUUAUUUUAUGACAUUGUACAUUUGUGAUGUUACUGUUUCUAUUCACUGUUACUGAUUUCUGCAAUAACUUAGUAUAGAAUAAAGCCAAAUGAGCCGUGCCAUGAGAAAACCAACAUAGUGGCUUUGCAACCAGCAUGGUUCCAGACCAGCCUGCGCAUCCGCGCAGUCUGGUCAGGAUCCAUGCUGUUCACUAACGGUUUCUCUAAUUGCAGAAGGCUUUAAAAGCGAACAGCAUGGAUCCUGACCAGACUGCGGGGAUGCGCAGGCUGGUCUGGAUCCAUGCUGGUCGCAAACCCACUAUGUUGGUUUUCUCAUGGCACUGCUCAAAUAUACUAUUUCUGUUAUCUGAUGCUGUUUUAUUUGCAGCCUGAAGGUGACCCUGACUGUUGUUAAGUUAUUGCAUAAAAAUUUUAACAACUGUUGGUUAAAGAGCCAGAUCGUUUAGUUAUUGUACAAAAAUCGAAGUCAUUUUGUAGAUUUAUGAGUGGGAUUGUUUAGUGCUUGCAUAAAAAAUUGAAGUGAUGUUGUUUAGAUCCCAAUUGUUUAGUAAUUGUAUGUAUAAGAAUUCAACAUGAAAAUUGAAGUGAUUUUCUUGGUUCAAGACACUGCCGUGUGUAAUAAUUGUAUAAAAACUUUAUUGUGAUUUUGUUGAUUUGACUGUUCAGUGAUUAUAUGAAAAUUGAAGAGAUUUAAUUGUGAACAGUCCCAGCUGUUUAGUUGUUGUAUAAUAUUUGAAGUGAAUUUGUUGACUUACAACCCUGACUAUUUAGUGUUGGUAUAAAAUUGAAGUGAUUUUGUUGGUUAACAAUCGUACAUUGUGUAAUAAUUUGUGAUUUUGUUGAUUAAAUACUCUUGCCAUUGCGGAGGGUCUCCUUUGCUGAGUUGUUAAGGCUGCUGACUUUAAAUCACCUGCCCCUCAUCGAUGUGGGUUCCAGCCUCACUCGGGGCAUAGAAUGUGAGGAAGUGAUACAGCUGGCUUACAGAAGAUUGAUGGUUCUACCCAUGUGCCUACCCCUGAUGAAAAAAACAAUGCCCGGAGGGGCACCUGGGGGCUUCCAUCACCAUGAAAAGCUGUAAUUCGCCAUAUGAGCUAUAGUUGUAUAGGUAUGAUGUUAAACACAACAAAAAUAAACCUCACUGUUUAGUGAUUAUGUAAAAAUGAAGUAACUUAGUCAUUUAACGACCCCAUCCGUUUAGGUAUCAUUUAUAAACUGAAGUGAAUUUGUUGACUAACAACCCAGACUAUCUAGUGAUUAUAUAAAAACUGGAGUGAUUUUGUUUUGCACAGUACAAGAAUGAUUAUAGAGAGAGAGAAAUGUGGUCUCAGAUGAUUUAAUGCCUCAUUUUCAUAGGCCUGACUAUUUGAUUAAAGUAGCUGAAAUUAUUAUUGAAUCCAUAGCUUUUUAUUACCUCCCUUUAUAACUGUGACUAUAUUAGUUCAAGUGCUACAUUGUAAUUAUGCUAAUUCUGUAUUUUGGAUUUUCUUUUCUUUACAUAAAAUUAUAAGCGUUAUGAAACCAUAUCUGUUGUAAUGGUUUUAAUUCUGUUGUAUACAUUUAGUUUUCAUCUUAUUGUAGACUUUAAAUUGUAGUGUUUGACGGUGGAGAAAUUUUGAAUUUAUAAUAGAGAAUUUGUGUACUUUUAUUGUGUAUUUUCUCAUAUCUGCUAUAUUUUAAAUUGGAAUUUUGUUCCUGUCUUGAAAAAAGUGAAAGUAUAUAAUAUAUAGUGAGGCUUUUUUUUACUACACCCAGUUUUCUAUUAUUUAUUUGAUUUCUCUUUAAAUAUAAAGUGUACUAUUUACAUUAUUUUAAAGACCUGCUAGGAUAGAUUUCAGAACGUUUAUGUUAGUUCAAAAUAUGAUUUUGAUUGUGUUUCCAUUGUAAUUUCAGUCAUUUUAGGCACAUAUAAGUGUUAAAAUUUCAGUGUUUGCCUUAUAUUUUGGUGGAAUGUUUUUAAAUUUUCAGAAUAUCAACCUAUGAAUAAAAGCAACUUAAUCCCUAUUAAUAUUUUGAUAAAUUUUGAGAAAAAAAUGUUUCUCAAUUUUUUAAAUGCCAGUAUUUUGUACAGGGAAAAUAAGCUUUGGCAUUAAAGUUAGCAUAUCAAAGAUUUCUUUUAAAUUCACAAAAAGUUCAUAUAACCACCUUUGGACAUCUUUAACCCUCAUCAUGCUGGACACUAUUGGGGUCUGCCUUUGCAACCAGUGUAGAUCAUGAUCUGCACUGUUCGCCAUUCAGUCAGUAUCUUUUUGGUAAGUACCCCUUUAACAGUUAAUGAUACUGUGCAAAUUGAAAGAUGGACAUGCUCAUUAUAGAAUCAUAGUUUAGCAGGGUAAGGGUUGAAAUGUGGAUCCUACAAAAGAAAUCCUUAUUUCAUGAAAAACUAAGGUACUGAUUAGAUUGAUAAAAAAGUAAUAAAGAUGAGUUACUCCUCUGCGUUUAAUGUUUUUGUUUGACUUUUCUUGUUUAUUGUUCUGUUUAAAUAUAUAUAUAAAGUCUCCUGUUAACAGAA